UGUCCUACAACUUGUCGAACAUGACGAUGAAGGAGGAAGAUGCGCGUCCGGGGGAGAAGCGCGGAAGGUUGUUGUGCAGUGGCGCCGUGUGUAUACACGUCAGUAAGGAGAGUAUGACGACACAGAAGGAGCUCAUGGCAGGGAGAACACUGGAAGGUGCUGCGGAUGUAGCACAACUGCAGCAUUACGUGCAGGAUUCGGAGGCAAGUGUUGACACAUCUAGUGAGGUGUAUCGUUGUCUUUCAUGCAAGUUUCGAGGCGUCCGGGAGCCAUCGAAGCAGCAGAUGCAGGAGAUUGAAGACGGAGAGGACGACGGUAGCUUCAUGGCGCACGCUAUACUACACAACCAUAAUAUUGGUGAGUAGAUUCUACGUUUUUAGCAUGGAUUAAAGCUUAUUGAAGGGUUUUGUUGUGGUUGCAGCUAUAAUGGAGAGAAAGAAGCAACUCUACUGCGCGACCUGUCGGGAUUUCAUCUACCCCGACGCAGCUGUGGGUGGCAGGAGACGGAGGAAGAGGCAAAUCCAAGGAAUGUCCACUCCUCACAAAUUGUUACGACGUGGAUUGGUGAAUAUGGGCAAUACGUGCUUCAUGAGCUCAGUUUUACAGGCCUUGGCGCAUAAUCCCAUGCUGCAGCACUACUUUUUCGUGGCUAAGAGUCAUGAUACUACAAUCUGCCAGCAGCAAAGACAGCGGUUGCUAUUGAAACAAGAGAAAAUGAAGGAGAACCAAGGCAGUGAAGAUGAUGGCGUAGAGCAAAAUACAAAACGUGGACCGGAUCCUGCGAUCACUGUGUGUCUGGGCUGCGAACUUGCUGCAUUCAUGGCGCUUCUGGUCCCUCCUUCUGCCCAUCUGCGUCAUAAAGCAUUAAUGGCGUCCCCGAUUGCACCUCAAGGGAUACUAGAAGCGAUGUGGAACGCGUUCCCGUCUUUUAUUGGCACUGCACAACACGAUGCCCAUGAAUUACUGAUCGCUCUGCUUGGUGGACUUCACUCUCACACACAUCCUCGAGUAUUUAUUCAUGGAGGUGCCUCGCCAAGAUUUACGCCACGUGGACACAGUUUAUGCGACUGUGCGGUGCACCAACACUUCUCCGGUGUACUACGGUCUGAAUUGGCUUGUGGAAAUUGCGGCAAUGCUUCCCAUAAGUUUGAUCCGUUCCUGGAUGUGUCUUUAUCACUAAAUGACGAGAAGAACAAGAGCUCGAAAAGUGAAAAACGGGAUGGGAAAGAAAACUCUGAGUCAACUACGACGACAAUUGAGUCGUUGUUGCGUCAAUUUGCAGCUGAAGAGGAGCUGCGAGGAUCGAAUCAAGUGUAUUGCGUAAGGUGUUCCAACUACCAGACGCACUACAAGAGUCUGAACUUGCAUACACUACCAAAUGUCCUGGUAUUCCACAUCCGCCGGCUUGACUUCUACCGCCAACAGAAAUUGCUGAAGACUGUUCAGUUCCCAUUGACUGGACUUAAUAUGAGACCAUUUACGUCCGUGGGGAUUGAUGAAGCCAGUGACCGUAAGAAGCGAGACAGCAAAAAUGCUGAGAAUGGGAGACCUGACGAUCCAAGUGAAUAUGUAUACGACCUUGUCGCGGUGGUGAAUCACCAUGGAGAGUCAGUGAAUGGUGGCCAUUACACUUCAUUCGUGCGGGAUGAAGGACAGCGGUGGAUACUUUUCGACGACGUUGAAGUGAAGAUUGUGCCAGCCGACGAAGUUGAAGCAUCGCAAGCGUACGUUGUGCCAAAUAUUUUGCUUUCUGUAUACGUCACCUAAGUGUUUAAUUUGUUGCACAGAUACCUUCUAUACUAUACUCGACGGAACCCGUAUAUCGCUGCAUGAAGAAAUGCAGCUUCACCCAAGUGCUCAACCUAGAAUAGUUUUUCAUCGCUCCGACUUCGUAUUGACGGGUUACAGUUCGCACUCUGAAGUGAUUAUGAAGCGUAGUAAUGGGGCUUGACGUUGCAACGCCGUUUUAGACCACGGGUAUGUCGCGUUGUUCAGAAAUGUAGAGCAUUGAUUAGCGGCGCAAUCUAACAGGACGAGUUGAUGUGGAAGCGGAAAUAGCAAGAAUGAGCUUACGAAUUCAAUGGAGCCGUACUGCAUCGAUAUCGAGAGAUCAAUAGCUGGUACCAAUGAGCGGGCCUGUGUAUCUCCAGUCAUGUUGAAACACAAGUGAUGACGCUAUAAGAUUUACGCAAAUUCACACUCACAACAAAUACUCUACAAGUACAUGUAGCUCUAUCAAGCAGUCUUGAUGCCGUCGUUGCCAGACACUAUGGC
This is a messenger RNA of Phytophthora nicotianae INRA-310, 2274 nucleotides long. RefSeq lists its product as hypothetical. The coding region runs from base 427 to 1767 and encodes 446 amino acids. The record is from RefSeq and is a predicted model, not a curated record. Gene Ontology annotation, biological process: protein deubiquitination. The transcript has 2 exons. NCBI's taxonomy places the organism in Eukaryota, Oomycota, Peronosporomycetes, Peronosporales, Peronosporaceae. Gene Ontology annotation, molecular function: cysteine-type deubiquitinase activity.